Messenger RNA from Tachysurus vachellii, 4595 nucleotides. RefSeq names its product lysophosphatidic acid receptor 2b (gene lpar2b). Lineage: Eukaryota; Metazoa; Chordata; Actinopteri; Siluriformes; Bagridae. The transcript has 4 exons. Gene Ontology annotation, cellular component: membrane. The record is from RefSeq and is a predicted model, not a curated record. Gene Ontology annotation, biological process: G protein-coupled receptor signaling pathway. Bases 582 to 1670 code for a protein of 362 amino acids. Gene Ontology annotation, molecular function: lysophosphatidic acid receptor activity.
CCAAUCAGAUGUCUCGGUGGGCGGAGCUUCAGGAGCGCGUCUCCAGGUUAGUGAUUCCACCGGCGUACGUUUAACAUCGCGAUUCUGACUCGCGCGUGCCGUGUGCGCGUGUUUGUUUGUUGUUGUUGUUGUUUUUUUAAAUGAAUCCCACAAACACACACAGAGUUCUGCAGUAAAACGCUGAUUAAAGAGCGCUUAUGACGUGUGUACAGUGUAUAACGCGCUAGAUUGUACUGGAGGUAAUAAAGAGAGAAAAGAGCCGCGCCCUGAACCGAGCGCACAAACUUCACUUCCUCCACCUCAGGUAACCUGACACACAAAAACACGACAAAGUGAAACCACCAGAACGUGUAGACUCCGGAAACACACGGGGUGUGAACAGGGCCGCUGAAACACACCGGCUUUUUUUGGUUUGGUCAGAGCAGAACGGUGUGAGCUGAAGCCCCAUGCCUCUUAACACCCCAUUACCCACCAUCCCUUUCUCCUGACUGGUGUGCCAAUCAAAACCCCACAACACUUUUGAUCUCACCACCUUCUCUUCCUCCCUGAUUCCUGCCUCAUCCCAUCCUCUGAUCUCCAACAUGGCUGCUGUCACCGCAGCAGCAGGAGCCUCUUCCAUAACGUGUCCUAACAAUUAUUCAGUUGAGUUUUUCUACAACAACUCUGGGAAAGUUAUCUCUGUAGCGUGGCGAGCACAGGACUAUGCCGUGGUGAUUCUGGGACUGAUUGUGUGCAGCCUCGUUAUCAUAAUGAACAUCCUGGUUAUGGUAGCUAUCUUUAUAAACCGACGCUUCCAUUACCCUAUCUACUACCUGCUGGGGAACCUGGCGGCCGCCGACCUGUUUGCCGGGAUCGCCUACAUGCACCUGAUGUUCCACACUGGGCCCUGGACUAAAAACCUGGAUGUGUACCACUGGUUCAUCAGACAGGGUCUGAUCGAUACGAGUCUGACUGCAUCGGUCAUUAACCUGAUGGCCAUCGCCCUAGAGAGACAUCAGACCAUCUUCACCAUGCAGCUCCACAGUAACAUGACCAACUUUCGGGUCAUCCUACUGAUUGUGGGCAUCUGGACGGUCGCUGUGAUCAUGGGUCUGAUCCCCAGCAUGGGCUGGAACUGCCUGUGCAACAUAGAUAACUGCUCCAAGAUGGCGCCCAUGUACAGCCGCAGCUACCUGGUGUUCUGGGCCGUGCUGAACCUGCUGUCCUUCAGCGUCAUGGUGCUGGUCUAUACCCGCAUCUUCAUCUACGUCCGGCACAAGAGCCAGCGUAUGAGUCAGCAUACAGUGCAGUCCAAACACAAAGAGACCGUGGAGAACCUGAUGAGGACCGUCUUCGUCAUUCUGGGGUGCUUUGUGGUGUGCUGGACUCCAGGUCUGGUGCUGCUGCUGCUGGAUGGUGUGAAAUGUAACUGUGGUGUGCUCAAAGUGGAGAAGUUCUUCUUGGUCCUGGCCGAGUUAAAUUCCAUGAUGAACCCCAUCAUCUACUCGUACCGUGACCAGGACAUGCGGCGCACGUUUAAGCGCAUCCUCAGCUGUCUAUGUCUCCGGCGCGGACAGUCAGGCCAGCAUCCUGACGUCCGCUUCAACACGCUCAACCAAGAGGUACUGACCGACUCCAACGGAUCCGAAAUCACGCACCAGCACGAGCUCAGAACCAACUCAAGACGCUGAAGGGCUUUAACCACGUAAUAGUGUGAUAGCUUUAUCACAAACACAACAGCGGCAGCUUUAAAACACAAAGCAGCUUUAUUAUAAGAACGUUAAAUGUAGGCGGGAUUUAGCGAGUUUAACGUCACCUCACCUGGAUAACAAGCAGUCCAUACAACCUUUAUUGUUUUUAAAUUUAAUAUCGGCCUUUAAAGCUUUCUAUAGAACAUCCUGAUGGCACUUAAAGAAAAACUGCAUUAAAAGAAAACACACCUUCACUUCAGAAAUGCUAAUGACUUCAGGUUGUGUGUGUGUUUUUUUUUUUUUAAAUAGCCGUUUCAUUGUCAAAAGUCCAACAUAAUGCUAAACCGGUCAUAGGUCCUUAAAGUAAAGAAAGCUUGCAUCACCCUUACGGUCACAAACCGUGACGGGAUUUAGCCGCGUUAGAGGUUUUUAUAUUUUUACAAGCACUGUAGCAGCACGUUGACCUCAAACUGACAAUCAUAAGGAAACCCAACAUGUGUAACAAACCCAUUAAGAUUCAGACGAGACUGAAAUGUUUUAACUGGUUGAAACUUAGACAGAAAAUUCUACUUAGUUUGUUAAUCGUCUGUAGUCUAGAAGCUGGAAACAAAACGGACGACCACACCGACAUUUAACACGACAGUUGUGGUGCCAUGAGGUCACGUUAGGUUAAGAUUAACUACACCAAGGGUGACUAAUCUUACCCACAAAGGCCCGGUGUGGGUGCAGGUUUUUAUACAAACCAAGCAGAAGCCACACCUGAUUCCACCUGUGUCAUCAGUUGUUCUUGGCGUUUAGUAUAGACUCUGGUGUGGCUUCUGAUUGGUCGGAAUGAGAACCUGCACCACACCGAUUGGACACCGCUGAACUACAUCAUGCUCUAGCAGCUUAACCACAGACACACUGAUGCUACGUCUAAAACAAACGGCACCCCGAGAGGCUAAAAUCCUGCAGCAGAAUAAACACACAACUUCCUCUGGGAAAGUGCAGAGGAAAGAUUCCUUAAAACUAGGAGUGAGUCUAGAUUUCCCUUUAAGUGUUUGUUUGUCCUCAGACGCACAACGUCACCUCUUUAUCUACUCUGAGGACAAUGUCGUGUGUUUGUGUGUCUCAGCAGUUUAAUUUUUUCCCCUCGUGAUAAUAUAAAGAUCGUCAUUCUGUCUCACCUACACGUGGCCUUUUCAUUCGUUCUGCUCGUCUUUUAUUACGGACAUUUGUGUGAUUUUUGUUUUUUUCUCCUCCUUUUCUUUUCUUUUUUUUCCAUUUUACUAUCUAGAGAAGACCAGCAGAGUCCCUGAGGAUGUAGCGUGUUAAUUAAGCAGUGUUUCGUCCUUAUGUGGGUGACAAUCAGACUCAACUGAACUUUAUUACUCUUGAGGAUUUGACCUGUACAUUAUUGUGCUAUUUUCACCCUUUUUUCCUGUUUUUGUUUUUUUUUUUAAUUUACUUUUUUAUUUUAUUUUAUUUGUUUGAUUUUUGCUGUCGUCCUUUAAAAAUGUUCUCGUGCUAAUUUGCGUGUACGUGUACUUUACUGUAUGGGACAGAAUCCUUCAGUCUCGUUCUCCACCUGGUUCUUUGGUUAUGUUGAGCAGAUUUCCAUCAACCCCCGACGUGUGUGUACACUAAUCACAUAAAUAUUUACACAUCCCUCCUUCAGCAUAGUGAGUGGAAACGUGUUCACUGUCACACACACACUGAUGUCAGGUCCCUGUUUGUGGCCUGCACAUCUACGAUAAGAGUUCUUCAUCAGUUCUUGUCCUGUCAGGAAGUGAGAUUGUUGUCUUUAAGAUGAUUUUCGUUCUAAACAAAUCCACACACAUGAUUCAGUCUGCUGCGUGACAUGCUCGAGGUCACCGGAGACACGCAGUGUAUUGAGGUCUUACUUCCUGCAGCAGCGGUUUUUGUUUCCUGUUCAGUUUUAUCACCUUCUACAAGAUUUAAAAACAAGAGUGUGUGCGUGUGCGUGUCGGAGUGUGUGCGAGUGCGUGUCGGAGUGUGUGCGUGUGCGUGUCGGAGUGUGUGCGUGUGCGUGUCGGAGUGUGUGCGUGUGCGUGUCGGAGUGUGUGCGUGUGCGUGUCGGAGUGUGUGCGUGUGCGUGUCGGAGUGUGUGCGUGUGCGUGUCGGAGUGUGUGCGUGUGCGUGUCGGAGCGUGUGCGUGUCGGAGCGUGUGCGUGUCGGAGCGUGUGCGUGUCGGAGCGUGUGCGUGUCGGAGCGUGUGCAUGUGCGUGUCGGAGCGUGUGCAUGUCGGAGCGUGUGCAUGUCGGAGCGUGUGCGUGUCGGAGCGUGUGCGUGUGUGUGUCGGAGCGUGUGCGUGUGUGUGUCGGAGCGUGUGCGUGUGCGUGUCGGAGCGUGUGCGUGUGUGUGUCGGAGCGUGUGCGUGUGUGUGUCGGAGCGUGUGCGUGUGUGUGUCGGAGCGUGUGCGUGUGUGUGUCGGAGCGUGUGCAUGUGCGUGUCGGAGCGUGUGCGUGUCGGAGCGUGUGCGUGUCGGAGCGUGUGCGUAUGUCGGUUACCACUUUUAUGCUGAUAGAAAUGCAGCUCAUUUUAAAAGCCGAAUAUUAAGCAGAGUAACACACAGAGUAACACACAGAGUAACACACAGAGUAACACACAGAGUAACACACAGAGUAACACACAGAGUAACACACAGGAUGGUGUUUAAUGAGUUCGAACCUGUCAUCAUAAAUCAGUGCUGUGUGUGAAAGCAGAAGUGAAACUGUGUGGUGUGUGGAUGGAUUUGUGUAAUGCAGAUCUAGCUGAGCUUUAGGAUCAUCCAGAGUUCUGAAGAUGUUAGAAAGCUCUGACACUGGAGACUCCUUGUGAUUUUUCACCCAUGAUGUUUAACAGAGGAUCUGCAUUACUGCAGUGUUUGUGUUUGUGUUGCUUUGUGGGCUCCAAGCUGUACAUCAUUAAAAGCUUUAAACCCUU